Messenger RNA from Gadus morhua (Atlantic cod), 5122 nucleotides. RefSeq names its product glucuronic acid epimerase b (gene glceb). The record is from RefSeq and is a predicted model, not a curated record. The transcript is spliced from 6 exons. Gene Ontology annotation, molecular function: heparosan-N-sulfate-glucuronate 5-epimerase activity. Gene Ontology annotation, cellular component: Golgi apparatus. Lineage: Eukaryota; Metazoa; Chordata; Actinopteri; Gadiformes; Gadidae. Gene Ontology annotation, biological process: heparan sulfate proteoglycan biosynthetic process. The coding region runs from base 303 to 2117 and encodes 604 amino acids.
GCUCUAAUGUGUGGUCACACACACUCACUGUUGUGGAAGCAACGCAUACAAGCUGGUGAACACAAGAGGAGACAUUCUGAGAGAAAUCGUCCCCAGUAUAAACGUAGUGGUCCAAAGCAAGACAUUCUUCGCGGCUCUUCGCUGGAUUCUUUUUCUUGAAAUAGAACAAAGAGGCCGCGGGCAGAGACCAGUGUUGGGUGCUGGGAAGACCUGCUGGGAAGACCUGCUGGGGCCUUGUUCAACAGCAUGUCCAGCUAGUUACCAGCUUCUUGGUGAAUGUUUUAAAGGGAUAGGCGGUGACCAUGCGCUGUCUGGCUGCGCGGGUGAACUACAAGACCCUCAUCGUCAUCUGCGCCCUCUUCACCCUCAUCACCUUGCUGCUGUGGAACCGCUGCUCCAGCGACGUGCCGCUGCGCUUCCUGCCCCGCUCUCCCCCCGUCGCACCCAGCGCCAAGGCGGGCGAUGCCAGCAUCACCAGCCAGCAGCAGCAGCAGCAGCAGCAGCCCCCCCAGUUGCCGGAGCCCCUGCCGGUCGCGGGCGGGUGGGUCAAUUACGAGGAGAUCGACUGCCUGGUCAACGACGACGUGACCAUCAAGGGGCGUCGGGAGGGCGGCGAGGUCUACCUGCCCUUCAGCUGGAUGGAGAAGUACUUUGAUGUGUACGGCAAGGUGGUGCAGCACGACGGGUACGACCGCUUCGAGUUCCAGCACAGCUACUCCAAGGUGUACGCCCAGCGCGAACCCUACCACCCCGAUGGCGUCUUCAUGUCCUUCGAGGGCUACAACGUGGAAGUCCGCGACCGCGUCAAGUGCAUCAGCGGCGUAGAAGGCGUGCCCCUCUCCACCCAGUGGGGUCCCCAGGGCUACUUUUAUGCCAUCCAGAUCGCCCAGUACGGCCUCAGCCACUACAGCAAGAACCUGACGGAGCACCCGCCCCGUGUGGAGGUGUACGACACGGCGGAGGACGAGGACGAGCAGCGCCGGGACGGCCGGGCGUCCGCCAGCGCCCCCUGGACUGUGGCCAAGGGCUGCAGCCUGAGCCGCGUGCACGACAAGGCACGCACUACCGCCGUCAGACAGUUCAGCGCCCCCGAUGCCUCUGAGGGAGUGUCUCUAGCGUUGGGCAACUCCAAGGACUUCAUCCUCAGCCUGGACCUCAAGUUCACCUCCAACGGAAGCUUCUCCGUGGUGCUGGAGACCACCGAGAAGGGCCCCCCCUUCGUCAUCCACUACGUCACCAACACGCAGCUCAUUGCCUUCAAGGACCGCGACAUCACCUACGAUAUCGGGGCGCGCACCACCUGGUCCACGCUGACCCGGGACCUGGUCACAGACCUCCGGAAGGGAGUAGGGCUGUCCAACACCAAGGUCGUCAAGGCCACCAAGAUCAUGCCAAGGCGCGUGGUGCGCCUGGUGCUCCAUGGGCGUGGCUUCGUCGACAACGUCACCAUCUCCACCACCGCCCACACGGCCGCCUUUUUCGCCGCCAGCGAUUGGCUGGUGCGCAACCAGGACGAGCGCGGCGGCUGGCCCAUCAUGGUGACGCGCAAGCUGGGCGAGGGCUUCCGCCCGCUGGAGCCCGGCUGGUACUCGGCCAUGGCGCAGGGACAGGCCAUGUCCACCCUGGUGCGGGCCUACCUGCUGACCCGGGACCAGGCCUACAUGGCGGCCGCCCUGAGGGCCACGGGGCCCUACAAGACGGCGUCGGCGCAGCACGGCGUCAAGGCGGUGUUCAUGAACAAGUACGACUGGUACGAGGAGUACCCCACCACGCCCAGCUCCUUUGUGCUCAACGGCUUCAUCUUCUCCCUGCUGGGCCUCUACGACCUGUCGGAGACGGCGGACGAGAAGCAAGGCCGGGAGGCGGGCCUGCUGUUCAGCCGCGGCAUGGAGUCCCUGAAGGCCAUGCUGCCGCUGUAUGACACGGGCUCGGGCAGCAUCUACGACCUGCGGCACUUCAUCCUGGGCACGGCGCCCAACCUGGCGCGCUGGGACUACCACACCACGCACAUCAACCAGCUGCAACUGCUGGCUUCUAUAGACAACGCUGCCAUCUUUAAGGACGUGGUGAAGCGCUGGAAGAGCUACCUGAAGGGCGGCCGAGCCAAGCACAAUUAGCCGGGACUAUUCAUGACAUUGAUACGCAUUACGUGAGGAGUAGCUCUGUGUGGGUCGAGUGAGUUGGUAGGUGUGUGUUUGCGAGUGUGUGUGUGUGUGCUCGCGAGUGUUUGCGUGUGGAUGUUUUGGUAAAGGCGAAAUUAGCUCAGGGGGGCUUGUUAAAUGGAAGCCCUCACAUUUCUGAUGAGCUCUUUUGCAGUCUUUGUUUUUAUAUUUAGUGCAACAUAAAUGUAGCUCUCAUCUCUCUUCAACUAAUGUUUGGAUUUAUGUACAGGCCUAGUUUCUGAGUGCUUGUUUGUCUACGGUGUGUGCAGGCGGUUGGGUGUGUACGUGUGUUUGAUCUGAAAGCAACAAUUUGUGAUGCUAAAGAAAAAGUAAAAUAGUUUUCUCGUUUGUUAAUUUAUUCACCCAUCAUUCUUUCAUGUCACCCAUCAUUCUUUCAUAUCACCAUUGCAGGUCUCCUUUUUAGUUUUUGUUGACUUCAUACCAGAUUUGCAUAGUUUAUAGAAAGCUUUCAUCUUCAAUAAUUUAUAUAUUUGGGGGCGAUACUUGGCAUAAGAAGAGGUUCAAUCAGAUCCAUAUUCAGUGUUUAUUAAGUUGGGUUAUUGUUCAAUUGUUUCUGUUUCUUUCUCCACACUAGAAGAUGGUUUACUUGAACUCCAGAACACACAGGGAACUUGACAUGAUAUUGGAGGGUUUUAAGUAAAGGAGCUUUUUUCCGGAUGCACUCACUGGAAAUAAAAUGGGUGAUCUCCUAAACAAGCUGUCUAAUGGUGCUUCUCAGACCAAUAUAUUGCCAUUGAAAUCUGGAGGGAAAACUUUGCUCCUUAAAUAAAAUAGUCUUCCCUUCUGUGGUCGGCACAUUCUUGUGCAUUGUUCAUGUGAUAGGUUCCUUCUUUCGUUCAGAUUCACCCAACUGAUAAUGACUAUAAUGCAUUGAAGUAUAAAUAGGACAACGUUUCAAAGCGAACCCUGCCUUGUAAUCCUCCAGUUAACACACUUCCAUCCACCGUGCGUUCAGCUGUGUCAGGUCAUUUUCCAAUCUGCCCACCCCUGUUUUGAUUCGAGUGCUUGCCUACUAGUGCUCCCUUGGCUCCCCUACUCACCUGACCGCAAUCGCCCGCCCGUAGUUCAGCUCUUGUUGAUUGCUCUGAGAGUGGAAAGGCCCGACUUUCCGCUGGGGCCGCAGAAGCCAGCGGGCAGCCCCCGCUCUUGUCCCUCCCACUAAUGCCCGACCGCAACAUAAGUGAACCCGUUAUCGCUCCCCGGUGGUAUGUGGCGUCCCUCUUUGCACGGCUGAGGCAAUCAGGUGCUAGGAUGCGAUUGGUCAGUCUGCUUUAAAAGGAAGGCAGCAGUCAAGCUGCUUGCCAGCUUGGCUCAAGUCAUAUAUGCAUUUCUUUGAUUACAAAUUUGUAUGUAGGCAUUUUUGGAUCAUUGGUAGCAUUGGAGGUGUUCACUUAUGUAGAUUUUAUGUAGAUUUUAAUAUGAUCAACUGUGCCUCCUGAUCUCAGUUUACUAUUUACUAAAGAAUUCCCGAUAAUUCCAAAAAAUAUAAAGAUGGGUCUUUCUUUCACCCCCAUACCACUCUCCCCAGACAGCCUGUCACUCGUCCCUGUCUUUACACCCUGGCUGUUUGCAGGAGUGAUCGACAGGUGAAUGCAGGGGUAUGCUUGGCUGCACAAACAUACACAUACAUACGCAUAAAUACACACACCAUAUCCAGUCAGCGACGGGAUGCACCUCCCUCUCCAAAAAACAAGGCCAAACUGCCAACUGGCCGAAUAAAGCAACGAUUCUGGUUUCCAUGGUCAUUUCAUUUUAGAGUUUGCUGAGUUUUUUUUAGUUUUUUUUUGCAUUUCACGGCGAGGUACAAUGCAUGGUGUAAACUAUGAUGAGCCUCAAAUAAUCUUAACGCAAAAAAAAAGUUUUGAAAGAGAAGAGAUGUGACUCAAACUCCUAAACUUGGAGCAUAUUUUUGACCUCUGCUGCCUCUGCCUUCAUCUUCUUGCUAUCUGAUAUAAAUCCUUUUACGUAUAAGCACGCCUUUAGACUGCUAAUGACUGGAGUUGACAUUCAGCCGCAAAGGUUAUAGUUGGAAACUAUGAAAAUGUUAUCCUGGAAAUGAGCCUGCAAAAAGGAUCACGUAAUCGGCAUGUGGGUUUUGUCUUCUGUCUGGUUCAUUUUAUCCUGGUUGGCAUCCUCAAACAAUAGCCUGACUCUUUGGAAGCCAUUUUGACAGGAUACUGAACAGAAAUGGUUAGUUAAAAAAAUUACAAAUUUGGAAAGGUUUCGACAUGGGUGUGAAUCCUGAUUUUGUGUUCAAAACCAAAGCAUUUUUUUUACUUAAGUUGACUGUAUAAUUUCUGUUAAAACCUAUUAGCGUUUGAAUUCUUGAAAAAUGCUGUAGAAUGCUGACAUUAAAAUGUCUUUUAAAUGUGUCUAAGAGGGGAUGUGUGCAAAACAUGUUUAGAGCAUCAAAUAGCCUCAAUUUUCAGUGGUAGAUGAAUGGUAUAAUACAUUUGCAGAAAUGUACAACCUUUCGCUUGACAUACAACAGCACAACUAUGUAUUGUCUCAUCAAGUUAGUUAGCAAUAUUAUUUCUAUUCUAGCAUUUUCUUCCUUUCAGGAAACCAUAUACAAACCAUUAUUUGUUUAAAAUAAUGUGUUAUUUGUUUUUGUUUAGAAAGCUGCUAUUUUCACCAACUAUCCAGUCCUAUCCUUAUAUAUCUAUUAUUCCUGCUCCCGAAAAAAGACUCACGGGCAUACGACAAGAUGUGGUCGUGUGAUUUAUGCAAUAAAAUGUUUGCUGGGGGUCGUUGCACCACGGGGUGCCCUAGAGAGAGAAAGAGAGAGGGAGAGCGGUUGUACAGAGCUGUCUAUCUAAGCACAAUGUGCACAUGCUACCAUUUUUGUAUUCAAAGGUAAAAGAUGUGUUUAUAGAACUAUUUGUGCUUUAAUGAAAAAUGCCUUUUGACGUUAAUAAAAGCAUUUUCUUAUGAGUAUU